Molecule: messenger RNA, 2113 nt
Organism: Phragmites australis (common reed)
Lineage: Eukaryota; Viridiplantae; Streptophyta; Magnoliopsida; Poales; Poaceae
Exons: 6
Coding region: 468-1838 (456 amino acids)
Molecular function (GO): DNA binding
Source: RefSeq, a predicted model, not a curated record
CCGCCAAAGCCGAACGCUGCGCCGGACGGACUCGUAGCUGUAGCUGAAGCUGAAAGCGCACCCGUGAAGCAGCCACGGCCACAAGAAUCGAGCGGCGCCCGGGAAUUCUCCGCUCCGCUGGAUUAUUCGGCGACGGGACGGAAAAGCGCGCACGGAAAAGGGGCGAGGAAAAAUAUCCCAGUCCGACGUGGCGCCCUGGCCUCUGCCCUUUUUCUUUCCGCCCCUCUUGCCUUCUGGUCGUACGCGCGCCGCAUUUCUUGCCUCCUCUCUUCUUUUCUCGUCCCCUGCCUCCGCCUCCUGCGCGGCAAGCAGUUCUUGUUCUUGGGAAGAUUACCAGGUCGUCGACUCAUCGUUGGGUUUUGGAGCUUGUUCGCCUUCUGUUGUUGCUCAGUUGGCGAGGAGCCAGUGAGCUGAGCUGUAGCUCGGUUUCUGUGGAGAUUUGGCUGUGCUGAUUCAGAAAUCUGGAGAUGGCUCGUUUUCAGGAAAUCAAGGCGAGAUAUGAUCAAAGAUCUGCUGCCGAUCAUGUUGUCCAUGAGAACUUCAUGGAUCAUCUGAAGAAUCCUCUGAACUCCGGUGUUAUGGAUUUGCCAGCCGAAGAACGAGAGCCUAAGGCGCGCAAGCCUUACACGAUGUCGAAGCAAAGGGAGAAAUGGACGGAGGACGAGCACAGGCUGUUCUUAGAAUCCCUGCAGCUCCAUGGCCGCGCCUGGCCACGUAUACAAGAGCACAUAGGCAGCAAGACUACCGUGCAAAUCAGGAGCCAUGCUCAGAAAUUCUUCUCCAAGGUCAUUCGACAAUCCUCUGGUGAUGACAACUGCAUAGCUGCUGCACCACAAAUUCAGAUUCCUCCGCCGCGGCCAAAGAGGAAGCCGGCACACCCGUACCCGCGCAAACUAGGUAGCUCACCCGGCAAGGAUGUCUCUGCACUCAAACAGCUUGAGAAGCCUCAGCUGCAGAUACAGUCCCUAUGUGAGCAGGAGAAUGGGUCGCCAAAAUCUGUGUUAACCACAUCACAGAUAGGGUCAGAUACCUUGGCCAGUGACAGCAGCGGAUCGCCGGCCUUGUCAGUUGACAUGGAGGAAAGAUGCCCCACACCAAGAAUAGCAGCUGUCGAGGUAGCUGCACAAGUGCCACCUUCCAAGGAUGGCAACGGCAAUACUGUUUCCAAGGAUGUGGCGUGUGUAAUACCUGAAGGUCCAGUCCUUAGGCUCUUCGGCAAGAGAGUUGUGGUGAAUGAUUUGCAUCGGCAGCCAAACUCCAAUACUGGGAGCCUACAAAAUGAGGUAGACAUGGAACUGGAUGCUUCAGCUGAGACACCAACUAGUGGAAGUGGGAAUUUCCCUUCCUAUGGUGCAGCAGAAGCAAGCACAUGGAGCCCGUGGCUGACCGGUGCACAGCAGUUUAUGUACUAUCUUCCUCAAGGGGAGGUUUUAUCUGUGCAUUCUGCUUGCCAAUUUUUCAGCUACGAUAAUGGAACCAUAUCUUGCACAGUGUUGAACCCACAGGCAGUUGCCUCAAAUAAGCAGCAAAACCACCGACCAUAUCAAGCUGCAGACUCCAAAUUCAUGAGGGAGGAAGGAUCUUGGAUGGAGUCGAUCACAACCUCCAGCAGCGUGCCUGAAACAACUCAGAAUUCAGAUUCUAUAGAAUCUACACAAGUAAACAACAACGAAGACGAAGUGAUACAUGUUCAUGGUUCAAGAAAAUGUGUCAGCUCAGCUCCAGUUCGCCUUGGAGGUUUUGUGCCAUACAAGAAGUGCGCAGCUGAAAGCAAGAUGCUGCGGUCACAGGCGCAUGACGAGGAUGAAGAUGGAGAGAUGACAAGGCUGUGCUUGUAAUUUUGUUCCUCGCUGCUACUCUGGAUGUUUUGCUGAUGUAGUAUACAAGUCACUAGUACUGAUGUUUUGCAGGAAGAACGUUCUGCUAUUACUUACGAGAGGCAGAUUGAAACCGCUGAAGCAGUCUUCCACAAAUGGACAGUCAGCUGUGGUUCCUGUCUGCCCAUGUAUAGUUCACGACUGAUGUUUCCAUUUUCUUCUUUGCUUGUUUGUAAUUUUCCUCCACCGUUGUAGUGUUGGAGGUUUCAGAGAUCAAUGGUUGUCAUGCAGCAGUA